UGCGGCGAGCAGCCGCACGGCGGGGCGAGCCGAGCGCUGAGCUCACCUCCCGCUCCCUCCGCCUCCCCGCCCGCCUCCUCCCUCCCUUCUCCCUCCCUCCCUCCCUCCCUCCCGCGCCCAGCCUGCAGCCGGGAUCUCAGUAUUAUGGCAUCGAGGAGAAUGGAGACCAAACCCGUGAUAACGUGUCUGAAAACCCUCCUCAUCAUCUACUCCUUCGUCUUCUGGAUCACAGGUGUUAUCCUUCUCGCAGUCGGCGUCUGGGGCAAGCUCACUCUAGGCACGUACAUCUCUCUCAUCGCUGAGAACUCCACCAAUGCUCCCUACGUGCUCAUCGGAACGGGUACCACCAUCAUUGUCUUCGGGCUUUUCGGCUGCUUUGCCACUUGUCGUGGCAGCCCAUGGAUGCUGAAACUGUAUGCCAUGUUCUUGUCCCUGGUGUUCCUGGCUGAGCUAGUGGCUGGCAUUUCAGGGUUUGUGUUUCGCCACGAGAUCAAGGAUACCUUCCUUAGGACAUACACUGAAGCAAUCCAGAAUUACAACAAGAACGAUGAGCGGAGCCAUGCAGUGGAUAAUGUACAGGAAAGCCUGAGCUGCUGUGGCAUUCAGAGCUAUACCAACUGGAGCACCAGCCCUUACUUCUUCAAACAUGGCAUCCCUACAAGCUGUUGCAUGAACUCCAGUGACUGUAAUACUCAGGAUCUGCGCAAUAUGACCGUGGCUGCCACUAAAGUAAACCAGAAGGGCUGUUACGAUUUGGUGACCAGUUUUAUGGAGACAAAUAUGGGAAUUAUAGCUGGAGUUGCUUUUGGGAUUGCGUUCUCACAGUUGAUCGGGAUGCUGCUGGCGUGCUGCCUGUCCCGGUUUAUUACUGCUAACCAGUACGAGAUGGUGUAACAAGUCUUUCAGAAGCGCGACGUCCAGAGCCUGUCUCAGGACCAGGACCUGCAGCAGCACCCAAGAAAGACUGACACGAAUGUUAUAGCACACACCGUCUCUCGCACGCACGCACACCCCCCCACCACAAGCAAGCACGUGCGCGCGUGUGCGCGCUCGCCGCCCCCCCGAAUUCCCGACCUCUGCCCCCCGUGUAGUGUUACCACCAUCCUGUGAAGUCCCACCGUGCCGCCGAGAGCCGCCGGGACCGCUCGGCCUCCACACCCGACCUCCGUGCUGGCGGCCGGGUGGAGGACGCGGCGCCGUCCGUCUGCUCCUCGUCACGCAGUAGUUGCAUUGUAAGUUAACACAGGUAAUUAAUUCAUUAACAGCAUCGACCAGGCUGUGCAUGUAGUGACUGGAGGGCGCGAUUAGCCUUUCGCCAUGGUUAAUAAGUGUUGCACACGUUCAUAUAAGACCGGUAUAUGAAAUAUAUAUUCUUUUGGUUUUACCUUAAUUUCUUGGUUUGUUUAUUGCUUUACUAAGGUUUUCACCCUUUCCCCCUUCCCCGCACCUGCUCCCCGUCCCCAAAAACAAAAGGAAUCGGUAACAUAACAUAAAGAUACUUGAAAAUGAUGUUAAAAUGUUGUGCUUGAAGGGAAGCGUUGCUCCUGGUGUUCUUCUACAUCUUUGAUUCUUACUCAGUGUUGUAUGCCUAGUGCGUAUCCCGGUAGGCUUUGUCUAGUGCAUUUUGCCUCUGAACCUGAUCCUGUGUAAUACUGUUACUAAGCUGUGUUGUUGCUUACCGUGAAGGCAGUAAUUUUGCUUCCUUUAUUUUUAUUAGAUAGCUAUGAACUAACUGAACCGUGCUGUACUGCGGCCUUCAGAUUUUUUUUUCCCGUCCUUUCUUUUUCUUUCUUUUUGCAUUGAGGUUGCAGCCACCAAAUACGUUGUUGAAUCAAAUCAAAAUAAAAACAACAAAAAAAAUCACAAAAAAAAACAACAGGCAUAUGAAAUAUUUUUGGGGGAAAGCAAAAGUUUAAAACCUUUUUAAAAAAUAGGACUUUUUUAAUAAUGCCUCUGUCUAGCAUGCCAACGAGAAUGCAUUGAUAUUGUGAGUAUUUGUGAUAUACGUAUUAAUAAAUGGAACCAUUACAGAUUUCU
This is a messenger RNA of Cygnus atratus (black swan), 2037 nucleotides long. RefSeq names its product tetraspanin 7 (gene TSPAN7). Gene Ontology annotation, cellular component: membrane. Lineage: Eukaryota; Metazoa; Chordata; Aves; Anseriformes; Anatidae. The transcript is spliced from 8 exons. Bases 145 to 894 code for a protein of 249 amino acids. The record is from RefSeq and is a predicted model, not a curated record.